GUACAGCUAACGCCAAUGAAGUGCGACAGUGACGUCACGCGUCGCGCCCGGUGCUUACUGAAUCUCCAUCGAACAGCUGUCCGUUGUGUGCUUCGGGUGUCGGAUUCCAGUGUAGAAGAUGGCAAAAAUUUCAGACCUAUAUGAUGUUACUUGGGAAGAAAUGCGAGACAAAAUGAAAACAUGGAGAGAAGAAAACUAUCGAAACAGCGAACAGAUCGUUCAAGUUGGUGAAGAAUUGUUAAAUGAACAUGCUUCGAAACUUGGAGAUGACAUUUGGAUAAUACAUGAACAAGUGUUGAUUGCUGCACUGGACUGUGGCCGUGACGAUAUAGCAAUGUCUUGUCUGCAGGAGCUGAGAAGACAAUUUCCUGGCAGUCACAGGGUGAAGAAACUAACCGGCUUACGAUUUGAAGCUAUGGAAAGGUAUGAUGAUGCACUCCAGAUAUAUGACAGAAUAUUACAAGAAGAUCCAACCAACACAGCAGCCAGAAAACGAAAGAUCGCCAUUCGAAAAGCCCAGGGACGAAACACCGAGGCCAUCCGAGAGCUGAAUGAGUAUCUGGAACAAUUUGUUGGCGACCAGGAAGCCUGGCAUGAACUCGCAGAACUUUACAUUAAUGAACUUGACUAUGCAAAAGCAGCUUUUUGUUUGGAGGAGCUUAUCCUGACUAACCCACACAACCAUUUCUAUUACCAGCAGUUUGCAGAAGUAAAAUAUACUCAAGGUGGACUUGAAAAUCUUGAACUAUCUAGAAAAUAUUUUUCCCAGGCUCUGAAGUUGAACAAUCAGAGUAUGAGAUCAUUGUUUGGACUUUACAUAUCCUCUAUUCACAUUGCAUCCAACCCCAAAGCCAGUGCAAAAAUGAAGAAGGACAAUGUCAAGUAUGCCUCAUGGGCAGCAAAUCAGAUAAAGAGAGCUUACCAGAUUGCAGGUCGCAGUAUGAAAGAAACGCAGUUUUCAUUAAAAGCAGUAGAAGAUAUGCUGGAAACUCUGCAGAUUACACAAUCCUAAUAUAGACAGACCAACAAAUUGCUGUAUCUACUUUAAUUCAUGUGAUUUAAUUGUUAACUUUCAUCAAUGUUUCAAGCUAAUUUAAAUUAAAUGUUCCUUUUGA
Messenger RNA from Spea bombifrons (plains spadefoot toad), 1115 nucleotides. It is a transcript of the gene EMC2, whose product is annotated as ER membrane protein complex subunit 2. Gene Ontology annotation, biological process: protein folding in endoplasmic reticulum. Gene Ontology annotation, molecular function: protein binding. The transcript is spliced from 12 exons. Gene Ontology annotation, cellular component: EMC complex. Lineage: Eukaryota; Metazoa; Chordata; Amphibia; Anura; Pelobatidae. Bases 119 to 1012 code for a protein of 297 amino acids. The record is from RefSeq and is a predicted model, not a curated record.